UCCUCCUCCUCCUCCUCCCUGUGUGCCUCUGGCUGCCUCCUGUCUGCACAUCUCCUUUCCUCUACACCCAGCAAGUGGAUUCCGACUUACAUCCCGGUGACGUGUCCCCAGACGGUGUCACUCAGCAGGAGCCGUCAGACCAGAGAGAGAAGAAGCCUUAAUUACAGGAGGAGCUGCGACAUAUAUCUGGGUCUGCUUGCAAUUAAAUGGCUGAUAAACAAAUCAGUUUGCCCGCCAAGCUUAUAAAUGGAGGAAUAGCCGGACUGAUUGGGGUAACCUGUGUCUUUCCCAUUGACUUGGCCAAAACGCGACUACAAAACCAGCAAAAUGGCCAGCGUAUGUACACCAGCAUGUCUGAUUGUCUCAUUAAAACUAUACGUUCAGAAGGGUACUUUGGCAUGUAUAGAGGUGCUGCGGUGAAUUUAACUCUUGUCACACCAGAGAAGGCCAUUAAACUAGCUGCUAAUGAUUUCUUCAGGCAGACCCUGUCUAAAGAUGGGAAGCUGACGUUAGUGAAGGAGAUGCUGGCUGGUUGUGGAGCAGGGACCUGUCAGGUCAUUGUCACCACCCCAAUGGAGAUGCUGAAAAUCCAGCUCCAGGAUGCAGGGAGACUGGCUGCUCAGAGGAAGCUCAUGGCAGCUCAGGAAGGGCCGUCCAGUGCUGCAGCACAAUCUGUCCCUCGGCGGCCCACAGCUAUGCAAAUCUCACGAGAGCUGCUGAAGAGCAAAGGGAUAGCUGGGCUAUACAAGGGCCUGGGGGCCACACUGCUAAGGGACGUGCCCUUCUCCAUUAUAUAUUUUCCUCUCUUUGCCAACUUGAACAAGCUGGGGCAGAAGACGCCAGAUGAGAAGUCACCGUUCUUUGUGUCCUUCCUGGCGGGAUGUGCAGCUGGAAGUACCGCUGCUGUGGCCGUCAACCCCUGUGAUGUAAUUAAAACAAGACUGCAAUCAUUACAACGAGGAGUCAAUGAGGAUACAUACUCAGGAAUUGUAGACUGUGCCAGAAAGAUCUGGAGGAGUGAGGGUCCUGCUGCCUUCUUGAAGGGUGCAUAUUGCCGAGCUCUCGUCAUUGCUCCACUCUUUGGCAUUGCUCAGGUGGUCUAUUUUAUCGGAAUUGGUGAAUUCCUCCUGGGAUAUUUACCCUCUCGACGUGAUUAACGUCGCUGCACCAAAACUCCUGCAUCUUGGCUUUUUAGGGGCCUUAGUGGUGUUUUGCUAUUGGCUGACUUUGCCAGUAUUGCCUCUGCCCCAUCCCAUCCAUUACAGGUAGAUAUGAAAGCCAUUUCCCCCCAGUGCAGUGGUAUGGUCCACAACUAUCGUGAUAUGCUGCAGAACCUUCAAGCAAGCCACAGCUUCUUUUAUCUGCCCAUGGAAAUAAGCAGAAGCAGUGCUGCUACGCAAAGAUAAUCAUUUAGAAGGUUCAAGCUAUUUAAAUGCAUUGCUUGCAGGAUUUUUUUUACACAAAGGUUACCUGCUGAUGGCAGAAAGCUCUAGAUAACCUUUUCUAAGCUGCAAGAGACUGCAACACAUAUAUAAGCCUAUUCUGCCGUCUUUGAGAUAUUUUAGUGGAUUCAAUUGGCAAAUGAACCAUAAGCGAAUCUGUAGCAUUUAUGGAUAAUCAAGUAACACAAAUUUUAUUGAACCAUUAGACCAUAUUGGACAUAUUGGGCCUUUG
Spea bombifrons (plains spadefoot toad) is the source of this 1674-nucleotide messenger RNA. RefSeq names its product solute carrier family 25 member 22 (gene SLC25A22). Bases 207 to 1157 code for a protein of 316 amino acids. The record is from RefSeq and is a predicted model, not a curated record. NCBI's taxonomy places the organism in Eukaryota, Metazoa, Chordata, Amphibia, Anura, Pelobatidae. Gene Ontology annotation, biological process: malate-aspartate shuttle; aspartate transmembrane transport; L-glutamate transmembrane transport. The transcript is spliced from 10 exons. Gene Ontology annotation, molecular function: L-glutamate transmembrane transporter activity; L-aspartate transmembrane transporter activity.